Ectocarpus siliculosus is the source of this 978-nucleotide messenger RNA. The record is from the annotation of a GenBank genome assembly. Lineage: Eukaryota; Phaeophyceae; Ectocarpales; Ectocarpaceae.
GCUGUGUCUCGCACACGUAUCUCCCGGUACAACACCACCCCACCCUGCACCAUGCGCGCAGUUUCUUCCCUUGUCUCUCUCUCGGCCCUGGCCACCUCCUCGGCGUUCGUCGCUCCAGGCGGCAACGCCAUCCGCGCAAGCACCGGCAAGACCAACGCUGCCAUGGCCCUGAGGUGCCUUUCUCGAGCGCGGCUGACUUCUUCCGUUCGGCCACAAGCAGCACUACGGCGACCCACGGCUGUGAGGACGAUGAUGAUGAUGUCCGACGCCGCGGUGACAGAGGAGGAGGCUGCCCCCGCGGCUCCCACGGGAGAGCUGACGGAGCUAGCGCGGCUCGAAAUCCGCAUCGGAAAGAUUGUGGAGAUCGCCCGGCAUCCGGACGCGGACAGCCUGUACGUUGAGAAGGUGGAUCUGGGGCAGGGGGAGGAGGAGGGGCCCCGCACGAUCGUCUCGGGGCUUGUGAACUUCUGCGAGGAGUCGGACCUCUUGGGGAGAGACGUUGUCGUGCUGUGCAACCUGAAGCCGGUCAACAUGAAGGGAGUGACGUCGGCGGGCAUGCUGCUCUGCUCGAGCAACGAGGACCACAGCAAGGUGGAGCCCCUCUGCCCCCCGGAGGGCGUGCCUCUGGGAGAGCUGGUGACGUUCGACGGGCACCUGCCAUCGCCGGUGGACGCCGGAAACAGGGCCGGGAAGGCGUGGAAGAGAGCCUCCAAGACUCUCGCUGUGGACGACAGCGAGGAGGCGAAGUUCACUGGGGAGAAGCUCCCGGCUACCUUCAUGACCUCCAAGGGCCCCAUCACGUCUCCUUUGCCAGGCAGCAUCUCGUAGAACACUCAACAACUCUUCUCCCAACCAGAAUCGCCCCCCCGCUUCGAGUCAGUUUUGUUUUGCGGGGGGCAAUUAUAGUGGGAAUGAGGAGCUAGUAGGCGCUGCACGUGCUUGUUGGUGGCAAAAUGUUGUGUCGGCUGCACGUGUUGC